Molecule: messenger RNA, 1863 nt
Organism: Dovyalis caffra
Lineage: Eukaryota; Viridiplantae; Streptophyta; Magnoliopsida; Malpighiales; Salicaceae
Source: the annotation of a GenBank genome assembly
AUGACUCUGACAUUACUUCUUCCUCUAUGUUCUCUCUUCAUUACUCAUUUGUUCAUUUCAGGUGUUGUUUCAACAACUAUUACAAUAUCAAACAAGUGUAACUACAAAGUAUGGCCAGCCAUUUCCGAAAAUCCAGAUGCAAAAGAUCUCUCAACAACUGGUUUUUCCCUUGAAAAGGAGGAGUCAAAGAACAUAACAACCGCGGAUAACUGGUAUGGUCGAGUGUGGGGUCGCACAUAUUGCACUCAAGACGAUACAGGAAGAUUCUCCUGCAUCACAGGAGAUUGUAGCUCCGGCAAAAUACAAUGUCCAAACGGAUAUGGCUCGAUUCAUGUGACGUUGGGAGGGUUCUGGCUUGAUUAUUCUGGUGAACUUGAUCUUUUUUAUGUUAGUUUUCUUGAUGGCUACAACCUGCCUUUGCUUAUUUUGUCCAUUGAUCAAAGUCGCGAAAGCUCGGGAUGUGCGGUGGAUUUGAACAGCCUGUGUCCUAGUUCAGAACUUAUGGUUAAUGGUUCUGAUGGGAAGAUAGCAGGGUGCAGGAGCCCUUGUGCAGCCUUUGGAUCAUCACAAUAUUGCUGUAAUGGAACGCAUAAUACACCUGAUACUUGCAAGCCUUCUUCUUAUUUUCUAACUUUUAAGAAGUCGUGUCCACAAGCCUUUUCUUAUCCUCUUGAUGAUGAGAAUAGUUCCUCCUCUUUUGUAUCAAUGAAUUACCAUAUUACCUUCCGUCCAGGAAACGCAACAAAUUCUUCAGAAACUACUGAAUCGCCAGCACCAUCACCUGGGGAGAUAACACCAAGCCCUUCGUUACAAGAGAGAAUACCUAGCCCUUUGCCAGAAACAAGGCCUAAUACUACUCGAAGAAAUUUGGCACCAAUUAUAGCAGGAGUUACAGUUAGUGUAGAACUUUGCGUUGCAACCGAUGAUUUCAAGGAGAUACUUGGAAGAGGAGGCUUUGGAUCUGUAUUCAAAGGAAAAUUGGCAGAUGGAACAGAAAUUGCGUUGAAGAGGUUGGAGAGCUUAGGCCAAGGAAUGGGAGAUUGUUUAGCAGAAGCCGAGGCAAUUGGAAGUCUGAACCAUCUUAACUUGGUGAAGUUGAUUGGAUUUUGCGCAGAGAAAUCCUUUAGGCUUUUGGUCUUUGAUUAUUUGAGCAAUGGAUCGUUAGAUAAUUGGAUUUUUAUGAAUGUCCAAAGAUCUUUGCUUGAUUGGCAGACCAGGAAGAAGAUUAUACUCGACAUAGCAAAAGGGCUGGCUUAUCUUCACGAAGACUGUCGACAUACCAUAAUACAUCUUGAUGUAAAACCACAGAACAUUCUUUUGGAUUCGAAUUUCCAUGCCAAAAUGGCUGAUUUUGGGUUAUCCAAGCUAAUUGAUAGAGACAUAAGCCGAGCUCAAAUCCCAAUAAGAGGAACCCCUGUAUAUAUUGCUCCAGAAUUGUGUAUAUCAUCAGGUUGUGUAACUGUAAAGGUUGACAUAUGUAGCUUCGGAAUUGUUCUCCUCGAAAUAGUUUGUUCACGCCGAAAUGUCGAUGAAUCGCAACCAGAAUCGGCCUUUCGUUUGCUUAGAACGUUACAGAAGAAAGCCGAUCAAGAUAGAGCAAUAGACAUGGUGGAAACUUCAGAUGAAUACACGCAAAGUGAUCGAGACGAAAUACUCAGGAUGAUACAUCUUUCUGCUUGGUGUUUGCAAGAUGAACCUGAAAGAAGGCCUCUCAUGUCCAUUGUUUUGAAAUUGUUGGAAGGUGUAAUGGAGGUUGAUUCAAACAUCAAUUAUCAGUUUUCGCAUGCAUUGAUUUCUUCUUCUGUUGGUAACAACCAUGUUUCUUCAGCACCACCUCUAGCAUCUGUUCUUUCUCAUCCUUGA